Molecule: messenger RNA, 1523 nt
Organism: Dermacentor andersoni
Lineage: Eukaryota; Metazoa; Arthropoda; Arachnida; Ixodida; Ixodidae
Product: calmodulin-lysine N-methyltransferase
Cellular component (GO): cytoplasm
Molecular function (GO): calmodulin-lysine N-methyltransferase activity
Source: RefSeq, a predicted model, not a curated record
GCAACUGUGUCCGAUCUAAGAUGGCGGCGGACAUCCGAAAGAAAUCCACCAAGCCCAGCUCGGCAAAGGGAAAAUUCGGCUCCUCCAUGGCCAAGAUGCGCUGGAAAAUGCUUGCAAAAGCUCUACACGAAGGCAGAGUGACACAGGCAGACCUAUUUUUUGGAUCCACACGAAGAUUCAGUGCGUUCGGGCUGCUACAGAUAAGCCCGCUGGAACGAUGGCGAUCAGACGAGAACGACGAGGGCAUCUGGUACGAGUGUACUUGCCUCAAAGAACCUGACUUCGAGCUUCGGAUCCGAUCACUGCCUGACAGAAUAUCGCUGAAGGACAUCAAAGGCUUUGACAACACCGGGAACAUCUGUAUAUGGCCAUCGGAGGAAGUCCUCGCAUACUACUGCAUGAAGAACAAGGAGAUCUUUGUAGACAAAAGCGUUUGCGAGUUGGGAGGUGGAAUGACGUGUCUUGCCGGAUUUGUCGUUGCCGCCACGACGAGAGCAAAGGAAGUCUGUCUGUCGGACGGGAACAACAAAUCUGUGCAAAAUGUCCAAAUAAUCCUCGACCGCAAUACGGGUUGCUUGGGAAAUGCGAACGUUGUUGCAAGGAGAAUAAGGUGGGACAAUGAUGACGACAUUGGGGACCUGGCAGGCCGGUUUGAUGUCAUCAUAUCUGCUGACUGCCUGUUCUUUGACGAGGGUCGUCAGCCGCUUGUCAAUACGAUCUGGAAGCUUUUAGGAGACAAGGGCCUUGCUGUGAUCCUGGCACCGACUCGGGGACGAACGUUCCAGCACUUCGUGGAGCUUGCGCAGUCACGGUUCUAUGUCGAAAUACUGAUGGCCUACGACACCUGCGUCUGGGAGCUACAUGCCCGGUAUCAGCAGGAAAGACCAGACAUCUAUGAUGCCAACCUCCACUAUCCACAGAUGCUCAUCCUUCGCAAGAUACUUACGGGAUGAGCAUUAUUUUGGUGCAAUCACUGAAGAAACUCAAGGAAAAAAAGCGAAAAAAAAAAAGAAAAAAAAAGUGCGAACGUACUCAUCACUAGUCCUGACCAGACGUCCGCCACCGACCGCCGCCAUCUUGGAAAAAGACUUCAGGACCAACUGUUGUACAGAAAAAAAGAACUUAAGGAACAACCGCAUGUUGCAUGUUUUAUGUAUAAAAAAAAAGAAAUAUGUGUGUGUAUGUGCAAUGUGUUUGUUGUUCAAGUGUUUCAUGGUUUCGCCACCAAACGUUUUAAAAAAGAUUAUCAUCAUCUCAUGUAGCGAAGUGUUUUAACGAGAGCAAUCUAUUGACAAGGAACCUGACCUAACAUAAAUGUUGUACAUAACAGUUAUUUUCGGGAGAGAGAAGAUAUCAUUACGGGGCGAGGCCCCAUAGCGCAUUUAAUCCUGCCGUCUCACAAUCUUUGCCAGAUGUCUACCGAUAUUGUCAUCUCGCAUGAAACAAGGUGUUCACAGAAAUAAAUUAUUGAAGAGAAAUCAUUGUAUUUAUUAAAGCCAAAUAAAGGUUGUUAUUUUGAAGAA